UGGCAGCGAGAGAGAUCUCAUAAGGAAAGGAAAGAGGGGAAGAAGAAGAGAGGUUGAGAUUGAGGGAAAAUGCCGAUCUCGAGGAUCGCGAUUGGAUCAACGGCGGAGGCAACGCACCCGAGUGCGUUGAAAGCGGCUCUGGCUGAGUUCAUUUGCACUUUUAUCUUUGUGUUCGCUGGCCAAGGCUCUGGCAUGGCAUUCAGCAAGCUGACCGGAGGGGGAGCAGCGACGCCAGCGGGGCUGAUAUCCGCCGCGAUAGCCCACGCAUUCGGGCUCUUCGUCGCCGUCUCCGUCGGCGCGAACAUCUCCGGCGGCCACGUCAACCCAGCGGUGACCUUCGGCGCUUUCAUCGGCGGUAACAUCACCCUCGUCCGUGGGCUUCUCUACUGGAUCGCCCAACUCCUCGGCUCCACCCUCGCUUGUCUUCUCCUCAUCUUCUCCACCGGCGGUCUCGCCACCGGAUCCUUUGGUCUCUCCGGCAUCAACGCCAUCGAAGCCCUAGUUCUUGAGAUCGUGAUGACCUUCGGCCUCGUGUACACCGUCUACGCCACCGCCAUCGAUCCGAAGAAGGGGAGUUUGGGAACAAUCGCGCCGAUCGCGAUCGGAUUCAUCGUCGGAGCGAAUAUUCUCGUCGGAGGAGCGUUUGACGGCGCGUCGAUGAAUCCGGCGGUAUCUUUUGGGCCGGCAUUGGUUAGCUGGGCUUGGGAUGAUCACUGGGUUUAUUGGGCUGGGCCGUUGAUUGGUGGUGGACUUGCUGGGCUUGUUUAUGAGUUGUUCUUCAUUUCUCACACUCAUGAGCAGCUAUCCACCACUGAAUACUGAGAGCGUUGCAUGCCCACUGUUAAAGCUCUCUCUUUCUUUUUUUUUGUUGUUUUUCAAGUGUUUCUUUGUACGCUGCUGCUGCUGCUGUUUGUUUGUAUUUGCUUUUCGUUUGCUCUUGUUUUUGUUUCA
Dioscorea cayenensis subsp. rotundata (Guinea yam) is the source of this 951-nucleotide messenger RNA. Its product is annotated as probable aquaporin TIP1-1. The record is from RefSeq and is a predicted model, not a curated record. The transcript is spliced from 2 exons. Bases 70 to 822 code for a protein of 250 amino acids. Gene Ontology annotation, biological process: transmembrane transport; water transport. Lineage: Eukaryota; Viridiplantae; Streptophyta; Magnoliopsida; Dioscoreales; Dioscoreaceae. Gene Ontology annotation, molecular function: water channel activity. Gene Ontology annotation, cellular component: plant-type vacuole membrane.